Molecule: messenger RNA, 533 nt
Organism: Suillus clintonianus
Lineage: Eukaryota; Fungi; Basidiomycota; Agaricomycetes; Boletales; Suillaceae
Exons: 2
Coding region: 282-479 (65 amino acids)
Biological process (GO): copper ion transport
Cellular component (GO): cytosol
Molecular function (GO): copper chaperone activity; metal ion binding
Source: RefSeq, a predicted model, not a curated record
AUCCGGACAAGUUGGGGCCUCCGCCAACCCGGGUUCCAAAGGCAUUAUCAGGGGUCCUGUGAUAGCCAUGAUUGCGCGAUUUGAGCCCUUUGUAUAAGAGCAAGCCUUUGUUGUGAAACAAGGACCCACACUAUCGAUUUACCAUCAACCAGCCUUUCAUCUGUAUUCUUAUCUAUUUGUAUAACAUGGCAAGUGAGGUCGAACACAAAUAUCAGCUCAAUGUUAAGGUCUGUUGCGGCUAGAUCCGUUUGCCAGUCUGAUAUGAACCGCUGAUUUCAUAGAUGACUUGCGGAGGUUGUUCUGGAGCUGUCACUCGUGUACUGACUAAGGCGCAGCAGGAAGGAUCGGUUUCGAGUUUUGAUGUAAGCUUGGAGACCCAGCUGGUGAACGUUACAGGUCCUAUUGAAGAAGAGGCCCUGGUGGAGAAGAUCCGGAAGACGGGCAAGCAGGUGAGGCUCAGAUCUUUAUUUUCUGGAUGAAUGAGAUGGCUUAUGGAGUGGUAUGACUUCUAGAUUAUCUCGGUCACGUCUCAG